AUGUUUCUGGAAGCACAGGAGAUGAUGGGUCAAGGCUUUCCGAGCUCAAGUGCCGAUGUCCAGAGCUGGGUGGUGCAAGAGGAUGGGCUCUUCCGUGCUGCGUUUGGUGCCCAUGUGACGGAGCCGUGGAAUCGGGAGCGUUUGUAUCUCCAGCUCGAGCGAUCUGUCCUUGCCAAGCCGGGGCCAACCUUGGAUGAGCGCGCACAAGAACUGCGCUCGGAUGAAGAUCGCGAGAUGCUGGGCUCGGGUCUUUGCGCACCCCGGCUUGCCCCUCUGGAGGAAGUCUACUGGUUAAAUAAGUUGGGCCUGCGCUUCCGAUCGCAAGUGAAGUCGAAAAGGCGGCAUCUGGUGGCCAGUCAUCUCUACGAGCUGCGCCUGGACGUAAGCCGAAUCUCGCUGUUCCAAGCUCCACUGGCAUCCAGAGACCUGGCACGAAGGGCCAGUUCCCUUGAUGCCUUGGACAGCCGCGAGACGCGGGUUGCAGGUGAACUGCAGGAACUCUUCCACCGAUACCAGAAAGAGAUGGAGAGCCACAUCGUGGCGCAGCUUGACAGUCGUUUGGACAUGCUCGUGGAGCGCGGGAAGGCAUUGCGCACCGCCCUGUUCGAGGCCGAAGGGCUCCCCAGCGAUGCGCAGGCCACGCAGGCCGCCCAGGCCGUGCUGGCCGCGAGAGAAGCCUACCGAAGCAACCUCCAGGAAAGGAGGAAAGUGCGGGCCAGGCAUGCAGAUCAAAGAAACGCUUUUCGAGCAAGUCUGCAAGAAUCUCUACGGCAAAUGGCGGGAACUGCGACAAGUGCGACAGGCUGGGCAGUGUCGCCGUCGUUAAAUGGCAAUUCUGAUUGA
Messenger RNA from Symbiodinium sp. CCMP2592, 843 nucleotides. The record is from the annotation of a GenBank genome assembly. NCBI's taxonomy places the organism in Eukaryota, Dinophyceae, Suessiales, Symbiodiniaceae.